UUAAUUAAUGAGCAUGAAUGUGUAUGUACUCUAAUUAUGUGAAUUUAACUCAACUGGACUUAAUUUUUGUUGAUUUGCAGAUGCAUAUGUGGGGUAAUGGAUCAGAAUUUAGGAAAGGACCAGAUUCACUGAAAGGAACACAACCAGCAGCAAUGUUAAGGUUGCCAUGUUACUGCUGCGCGCAGGGUUGCAAGAACAACAUCAACCAUCCAAGGGCGAAGCCUUUGAAGGACUUCAGAACCCUCCAAACGCACUACAAAAGGAAGCACGGCACAAAGCCUUUUAUGUGCAGAAAAUGUGGGAAAACAUUUGCAGUGAAAGGUGAUUGGAGGACUCACGAGAAGAACUGUGGCAAGUUAUGGUACUGCACUUGUGGCUCAGAUUUCAAGCACAAAAGAUCACUUAAGGAUCAUAUUAGGUCCUUUGGAAAGGGACACAACCCUCAUCCUCCCUUUGAAGCUUUUGAGGAUGAGAAGGAAUGCAUCACUGGCUCUGAUGAAGAUGAGCUCAAUGCUCAUCAUCAUGCAUGAUCUGAUUAACAUUCUACAGCUUUUCCUCAUUACCAAACAAAAAAGUUGCAGACAAAUGUGGUGGAUGCAGCUAUGGUUUUAGAACCUUGAGUAGUGGUAAUUAUAGUAGAGAGAGCUUGGUCAGUACCCUUGUGCUCAGUAACAAAAAAUUCUCAACAAUGCUGAGACAUGAAGGCUCAGGGAAAGGUUUGCUACCGAGCACUUGCAGGGUGGUGAUGAGCUAUCAGUAGAGGUUUGAACUGAAUUUGCAUGCUUUUGGUUAGCUAAUAAGAUGGUGCCUCAAGUGAUGAAGUAGAUGAAUUUUCUUGGCAUAGUCACAGAGACAAAGUGUUAUGUCAUGUUUACUUUUCUGUAAAAUAUGGAGGAAAUUUAUCCGCUUCAUUACUCAAUGGUAACCCUCAUUCUAGGACUUUAUAAUACCAUGUAAAGUCUUGUUUAAAUAUUUCUUAUGAAUUUGCUGUUAUAUUUCGAUAACCACUGUGUUGCAUAAUUUUCUUAGUCUUCUGUAUGAUGUUUUACUGCA
Molecule: messenger RNA, 1053 nt
Organism: Vigna umbellata (rice bean)
Lineage: Eukaryota; Viridiplantae; Streptophyta; Magnoliopsida; Fabales; Fabaceae
Source: RefSeq, a predicted model, not a curated record